Messenger RNA from Hypomesus transpacificus, 13963 nucleotides. RefSeq names its product dynein heavy chain domain-containing protein 1. Gene Ontology annotation, biological process: microtubule-based movement. Lineage: Eukaryota; Metazoa; Chordata; Actinopteri; Osmeriformes; Osmeridae. The coding region runs from base 1 to 13956 and encodes 4651 amino acids. Gene Ontology annotation, molecular function: ATP hydrolysis activity; minus-end-directed microtubule motor activity; ATP binding. Gene Ontology annotation, cellular component: dynein complex. The record is from RefSeq and is a predicted model, not a curated record. The transcript is spliced from 43 exons.
AUGAAGUACCUCCCACCCGGACGUGCCCUUAGCACGGAGAACCUCAGCCCCAUGCCCAGACCUCUAACUGGGAUGGAGCUUCCCCGUUUAGUGGCAGAGGUGGGUCGUGAGACAGCCAUGGAGGACUCAUUAUGGACGGACGGACCUGGUCUGAUGGCCUCUGGGUUGGCUACUAAUAUCCUUGUCAGCCUGGCUGAGGUAGAUGUUGAGGAACUAACUGUGGACAUUGCUAAAGACAAUGUUGUGUCCGUGAAAAAGACCACUGAUAGACAAGACAAGGGGCCAAAAAGAAGAGCUAAGAAGAUUUCCAAGCACAAGGAGCCUCUGACAGGCACAGACGUAGUGGAGAUCUUUGCAAAGCAAAAACACCUGGGAAAACUUAAUUUUUUUCAUUUGCAGCCUGUGGACGGUGGCUGUUACAGGCCAUACGACCUCUGUGUGGUCCCCCAGAGUAAGGCAGGUAUGGAGUACUACGUCUUCUCCCCGACCUCCGUCCUACACGUGAGGGAUGGCUGCAGCGCUGGGUUGCUCUCUCUGGCCGAGUGGAACCAUGAGGCCGUGCUCUGGAACGCCCUGCAAGACAUACCCCUCUUCAGAGACUAUCUACUGAAAAAAGCUUUCACUAGGUGGCAGAGAAACGUGAGCAAGAUCGCCCUCCAGCGCAGGUGUGAGGUACUGCAGGGUCAGCUGCUGACGACCGUGCCACAGUUCAGAGAAGCUCUGUUUCAUUUCUGCAGACUUAUUGAGGAAUUGAAAGGGGUUCACUGGCUGCCUCAGGAUGGGUCUAAAACCUACACCCUUCUGGACUUCCAAAAUACACUUCUGAAGAAGAACCAGGAGUGUCGGGGUCUGCUGGAGAGGUUCUUACAGUAUCGAGCUCUCAUCCUGAAUAUGGUUCAGGAGGACAGCUACAAAGGCCAGCAGGAGCUGCAGCUGCAUGUGGAGCUUGCCCAGGUGAACAAGCACUCUCAACCCUUGCACCUGCAGCUGGCUCAGGUGCGUGACCUGAAGAAGAAGCUGCGCCGGGCUGAGGACGUCCUGCAGCAGCUGGGCAACAUGGCCGCCCUGGUGGAUCAGAUGAUAGUCCAGAGUCUGGUCACUAUCACUCAACGGGAGGUCCUGUCUUUUCUGAACAACGUCUUGAAGGUAGAGAGAGAGCAGCAAGGAUGUCUUUUUGAGGCAGAGUUGAUAUUUGGAGCAGAUGGACAACUGACCCUAUUCCCCCCUAUGCACUUGUUCCGGGAGGUUGUGUGUGGAGCCGUGCUGUCUGUGGCAGACUCUGCCCUCCAGGUAUUUGACGCAUGCAGUUACUCUCCGGAGUCCAAGGACUGUGUGACUGCAUGCAAAUCCCCUGUCAGGGUUGCUCCUGAGCUGAGCCCUGAGCUCAGCCUGCCCUGCUCCUUUGGCAAACCUGGUCAGACAGGGCCAAAGGACAGAGAAAAAACUGAGAUCAUCAGUUUGUCAACCAGACGGGAGCCUUUUGUAGAGUUAGCCCCCAGGCUGGUGCUGCCCAGGCUGAACCCCCUGAGGGUGCAGGGCAAGAGGCUGCGAGGGCAGUACUACCCCCUCUGUAAGAGGCACCUGGAGUGGCAGCUCAAGCUGCAUUCUGGAGCCACAGGAGUGCAGGAAGAGCAAGACAGGAUCACUCAGGAGGCCCAGCAGGAGCUCCAGAAGCUGUGUGAUGAACAUGCCUGGUUGGCGGACAUCCAUCUGUUCACCAGCCAGUGGAGCCCUGCCUCCCUGGAGGCCAUGAGGGGCCUGCCAGCCCUGCUCUAUGAGGAGCACAUCCAGAAGGUGCGCUUCUGGACGGACAGGGUCAGCACCGUGCCCCGCUCCUUCACCACCUCCAACAAGCUGCUCAUCGUCCACUGCGCACACAUCCAGGAGAAGCUAGGUGUGUGGCCUCUGUUGACCUCCAUAGAGGAGGACAUGCUGACUUUCCUGGUGGGGGAGUUGAAGCUCCGCUCACAGAACCUGAUACAGGAACUGAAGAAGACGGUGGACGGCCUCAGGGUAGAGCCCACAGACUUCAACGACUUCACACAGUACGCCAGCAUGGUCACACGCUGUGAGAAAAUGUCCAAUGACAUGCAGCAGCAGCUGGAGUACAUGCACUCCCUCCAGGAGACCAUCCGUAUGAACUACAGACAGGAAGUGGCAUUGGAGGCAUUGAUGUUGGACCUGUGGGACUGCUUCGUACCUCUCCUGAAGCGGGCAGCUGAGACGGUGCGUCAGCGCCUCCCCUCCAUGGCCAAAACCCUGGAUAGCACCUUCACCUCCCUGGCCCAAGACCUGGAGAACACGACCUCCAAAGCCACCUCCGGGCCUUUCCUGGACCCCACCCAGGAUGCUGGUCAGAUGUUGACGCAGCUGAAGGCUGUGAGCAGACACGUGUACGCUGUCUCGGCACGCCUCCAAGAACUCAGCAGGACCAGUAGAAGUCUCCGAGGACAUCCUCUGGAUCUGACGUUUGUGAUGACAGGCCAGCAGAAGAUUCAGACCCGUAAAGGGCUUUGGGAGCUGCUGAGCUUCUCCACGGUUCAGAUCCGGGAGUGGAAGCUGCUGCCCUUCAGCAAGUUUUUGGUGUCGCGGGCGCAGGGGAAGGUAGAUGAGUGGAUACAGCAGGCGAUGUCCCUGGCCAAGUUAAUCCCAUCCCAGGAUGCAGUGCUGCAGCAGAUUCUGCAGACCUUGGAACACUUCCACCUGCAGCUCCCAGUGUUGGCUCAACUCAGCAGCCCUACACUCAAACCCAAACACUGGAGGAACAUCUUUAAAGGCAUGGGCCAGCUGUACACUCCACAGUGGAGCCUGACUGUAGCAGACCUGAUGUCCAAAAUGCUGGUAGAGCAUCAAAAUAAUAUUAGCAAGAUCUGCCGGGAGGCCAAGGCGGAGGCCGACAUGGAGCAAGCCUUCCGGAAGCUUCAACGCAGCUGGGAGGGGGCUCAGUUCAGACUGGCAAAGUUCAUAGUUACUGUGUGGCAGGAGGACAAGCCUCAGGAUGGAGCAACACGCAGAAAGAAGCCUUCAUCUGACCUGGAGUCCAACCACGCGUCACCUCAACAGCUCUCCAAAGACUGCGGCACAUUCACCAUUAUCGGUCUGGAGACACUCCUAGCCCAGACUGAAGACAGUGUGAUGACUCUGUCCAACAUGCUGCUGUCUCCGCAUGUUGCUGAGUUCAGACAGGAGGUGGAGCACUGGGUGCAGCGGCUUCAGGAGUUGGAGGAACUCCUGGACUUUUGUGAAAGGUACCAGCAGAAGUGGGUCUUCCUCAGCAAAAUGUUCUACGAGACCACUGUUUGUGUACAGAAGGCAGAGCUGUUUGAAACGUUCCAACCAGUAGAUAACACAUUCAGAGAGUUGAUUCAAACCACCUCUGGUGACCCCCAUGUGCUGAACAUAGUCCGUCUGAAGAAAGUGACUGAGUCAAACGUUCUUUUCCACGGCGACAGUCUCCGCCGUCUUCUCAUGGCAGGUCUGAGCACCAUGGAGGACAUUUCCAACCAGCUGCUCUACCUUCUAGACUCUCCCAGGGGCCAGUUCCCCAGGCUCUGCUUCCUCAGCGACGGGGAGGUAAUCCGACUGCUCUCCCUGCACCCUACCCCCUCCACCCUGCUCCCCUUGGUGCGCAAGUGCUUCAGAGGUGUGCGCUGGCUGGAGGUUGUCAGCAACAGUGACUCGUCUCGGGAUGUGACAGAACUGAGCAGGGGGCUGGAUCUUUCUGGCAGUCAGAUGUUGGUCCAGGGGGUGUAUGGGAGCCUCAGAGAACACGUGUCCUUCCUUUGCCCCUUGGAGCCAAACCUCAACUCCCUGGCUUGGCUGGGUCUGCUGGAACAGCAGCUGUAUCAAGCUGUGAGGGAGCUGGUCAAGCAGUGUGCUGUGGCACGUCAACAGGUGGAGCCUUCAGACAAGGACCCAGAGACAGACAGGAAGAUUGGGGACACCUCACACUUCUCCAGACAAUCAGACUUCCUUAGAAAGAAGGAGGAGAUAGAAGCCAAAGGGAGAGCGAAUGACCUGCCAUCUCAGUGGAGCAUCCUGCCAGACUACCCCCUGCAGUGUUUGUUGGUUGUUGAAGAGGCGCUCUGGUGCAGUGAGGUCAGAAAGGCCGGCCAGGCUGCAGCACCGGUCAAAUGGAAUUGCCUAAAAGCAAGAAACACCUCCAAACUUCACAGCUUGUGCCAAACUGUAAGGGACGGUUUGUCCGGUGCCUCUGACAGAUCACUGACCGUUCAACGUGCAACGACAAUGUUGCGUUCUCUGGUUUUGCUGACAAUGAACCACGCCCAGAACAUCUCCAAGCUCAUGGAGGUGAAGGGUGAUCUCGAGUCAUCUUUUGAAUGGCAGAGUUUGAUGAAAUACCAUGUUGUUUUAGACUGUGGCGAUGAGACAACACAACAGAGCCAAGACACCAAGGACUGUUGGUGCUAUGUGGAAGUACUGGGAGCUCAGCUGCCCUACGGAUAUGAGUACCUGGGUCCAGAACACUGGAUGAUGGUGAACAACCCCUCCACAGACAAAGCCAUCCUGGGGAUUCUCCUGUCUCUCACCGGCUACAGGUGUGGCUUUGUGAGCGGAUCACAGAUGUCAGGCAAGAAGAAGACUGUGGUUCAGUUGGGGAAAGCCUUGGGAAGGCAAGUCAUCUCCUUCCACUGCUGUGUGAACACCAGACUUUCUAUUAUACGGCAGUUGCUGUCUGGUGCCCUCCAGACCGGGUCCUGGCUGGUGUUGGACUCUGUUGACUUAAUGACCCAGGGGGCACUGUCUCUGCUGGGGCAGCAUUUAUCAGACAUCCACCAAUCUCUCUCUUGUCUACAGAGGAACACCCAGCCAAGGGGGUUUGAAUCCUGCUCGGAGUCAUUCCCAUCUUCUGAGAGUGGAGACCUGUGGAGAGGCUGUGAAACAUUGGAUGAACUUGAGAUGUGUUUUGCAGGGAAGAGGAUUUUUGUCAAACCGAGUUACGGCUGUGUGAUCAUCUCAUCUAGAGGGUACAGUAUCGAUGUCCCAGAAAGCCUGCGUGCUGCAACCCGGCCUGUAGCAUUGGCCCACCCAGACUACCGAGUCAUUGCUGAGGUGAUGCUGACCGCCCUCGGCUUCUCAGAGGCAGUGACACUCAGCCGAUGUCUCCUCUCACUGUUUACCCUGGCCAGCAACUGUCUCUGUCUGCCUGACUCUGUCAGUGGGAAGCAAACCUGCUGGCUAGUUCUCCUCAUGAACGUCAUCACAGCUGCUGGGACACACUUCCAAAACACCAGACGACAAGAGGUGCUGCUCAAAGAAAAGGAGUUAGAAGAUGAGGCGGAUGUUCAGAGACAUUCAUCGGAUGGGGUUCCUAAGGUAUCCGAGACAGAGGAAAGAGCCAGGGAAGGAGACAGCUUUAACUUCAAGCGGACUAAUCAGUCAUCAGCCCUUAUACAAGGUGUGGUGGAGGAACAGGCCAUAGUCAAAGGAGUUUCAUCUGUCUUGGUGUCAGCCAUUCACGAGCAAAAGAAAGCCUCACAGUUCCGUGCCAUUUUUGAAGACAUUUUCCCCACGUUACGUUCUUACCCGGUUCUCGAGUUGGACAUUGAGGUGGGCGAUCGGAACCUCCUGAAGUCUGCAGUUAUGGAGGAACUACAGCAGGCUGGCCUCCAUGCUGAUGCCAGAGUGCUGAAGGAGGUUCUCAGCCUUUACCAGGCUAUAAAGCUGUCCAGGGCGGUGCUAAUGGUGGGGCCCCCUGGGAGUGGGAAGACCACAUGCUACCUUGCACUAGCAGGGGCGCUACGGAAGCUGGCCGCCAGGGCUGAGGAGGUGGAUUUGGAUGACGAUGUCAGCCCUGAAGGAAAGUGCUCAGAGAUAGAUUAUUCCCCGACUACCUCAAACUGGUCCUCUGUUGACACUGUGGUAAUAUUCCCCAAUGCCCUGUCCAAUGAGGAACUGUUUGGAGGCUGCUUCCAGCAACAGGAGGGAUACUGGUCAGACGGGGUAUUCACCAAAGUGCUGAAGGACUCAGAGAGACAUGACCUCUUAGACAGCACCCCCUCCAAGAGGAAGAAGAGGAGGAGUCAGACUCGCAAGGUAAAGUGGCUGGUGAUGGACGGGGAGCCUUUGGGUCAGCCUGGCUGGUUGGAUCACCUAAGCACCCUCUGUGACCCCGACGACCCCUUCCUGUGCCUGCCAUCGGCAGAGAAGGUCCGGCCGUCCCUUGAAGAGCUCAAGCUGCUGGCUGAGGUCACGGACCUGUCAGAUGCUGCCCCUUCCACAGUCACCCGCUGCACUCUGGUCCAUCUGGGUGGGAGGAAUCUGUGGAAAUCAGUGUGGAAGGUGGAGGUGGACGUCCUCUCCAGAGACCACACUCUGGAUCAGGGAACCAUCAACAUGUGGGUCCGUUUAGCUGAAGAUCUGUUUUCUUGUACGCUCACUUUCCUGAGGCACAAGGCCUUGACACCCGUGAUGCACAGUGAGGCAGAUAACGACAAUAAGGUCAGUAAAGGCAUCGCCUAUGGUCUACAGGAAGUGAUGUCAUUCAUUAGGAUUUUACAUGCCCUUCUGGAGCAGUGUGGGAAGGGACAUAUGGCUCCAGUGGUAACCCAACAUUCGUCUGGCAAUAUCUCGACCCCUUCCACUCAGCCGGAGCUGCAGGCCAGGAACAUCUUCCUGGUGGCCUACAUCUGGGGCUUCGGUGGUCACCUCCACCCCAGACACUGGCCCCAGUUUGAUGUGCUGGUGCGGGAAGCUCUGUUUGAGAGCCGGUAUAGAGUGGAAGUUCCUGCUGAGGGAACAGUAUUCGAGUACUUCUUUAAUAUAACCGAGGGCACGAUGGGAGACACAAGUACCUCCAUCAACUGCUCCAGAAACAAGAGUCCACUGAUGGCCUACAUCACUAUCCCACAGUAUCAAAAGUAUGCGUGUCUACUGGACCUCCUGCUGGAGGCCCACCAGCCAGUGUUGUUGGUGGGAGAGGUUGGCUCAGGGAAGACCAUGCUGUGUCAGUCUCUGAUGAACGAGGACAGGCCUCACAUCCGUCUCACUGCCGGCCCAUGCCUGCGCGCCUCUCACCUGCGGGGUGUCCUGGAGAGCAUGCGCAAACAGAAGACACCGACGGCUACCAUGGGCAGCCAAAACAAACAGGCCAGACACCUGCUGUUUGUGGAUGAUUUACAUGAAGCCCCCUGUGAUGUAUUUGGAAAGACGUCCAUGGCUCUGGAGACUCUGCGACAAUGUAUAUCGAGGGGAGGAGUUUUGACUUCUGAUGGUUACCACUUCAAGCUGUUUGGUUCGGGAGCUAUCUGCUACCUGGGUACCUGCAGCACGUCCGCAGUAACCAAACCAUGCUGCAACAGCAUCUCCUCCCGUCUCUUGCGUCUCUUCUCCGUCUUAGUGCUGCCCAGUAUAUCUGUAGAUGUUCUAUUCUCCGUCCACUCCCCACUGAUUCAGACCUGGCUGAAAGAGUUCCAGGGCAUGCCGAGGUACGCAGACAUGACCCGCUGUAUCAUCACCGCUACUCUAGACCUGUACCAGUCUGUGUGCGAGCACUUCCUGCCGACUCCACUGAGGCCCCACUUCCUGUUCUCCCAGCAUGACCUGCAGCAGGUGUUUCAGGGGAUGUGCUUGUGGGCCCCGCGUGCCUCCGGCAGACAUCCACCGCAGAAGAAGGUCAGCCUCAGGGCCGUGCUCUCUUCCUCUGCCCUCCCCUGCUUUUCUCCCACUACGCUCGGCCCAGCGGCCAACGUGCUCAACAUCGUUCGCCUCUGGAUGCACGAGUGUCUGCGUACCUUCGGAGACCGGCUGUGCUCGGAAGACGAGAGCCAAACCCUGGUGUCACUCAUAGCCCGGGUGUCAGACAACAGUUACAGUGGCUGGAUGACAGUCAAGGCCCAAGCUGUCGGAGGAGAAGAAACCAUGUCCUCUACAACUCCCCCAAGGUGCACAUCCUCUUCAAUAACAGAAGACCCACCUACGUCCCCCCAUCGGCUCCCAGCGUCUGCCAGUCAGACGGAGAGGGAUACUGAGGCCUUGGCCUUCACGCAGCCUACAAAGUCUCCCCUGCCUGGGGCAGCAGAUGAACAGGAGGAGGAGGAGAUCCAGCAGCUCAGGCUGAGCUACUCUGGUUCUAGUUCAUCAGCCAAUGGGAAAGAGGAUCUGUUUGAGGAAAAGAAAAAGCAAGACAUUUCCAAGAAAGAUAAGCAUCCCAGUCUACCGUUGCCAGACCCAGCUUCAAGCUCUCUGCAAUGUCUGUCUCCCUCGCCACCAAAAGGUCCUAAACCGGCCGGCCAGUCGGACUGGAAGAGGAGCCUUAGGCUGUCUGAACCAUCCUCACAGGAUGACAGCAUCCAUUUGCCCGGGCCAGGUCCAGCCAGGCUCGUUCCAUUGCAGCUUCUGCAGGAUUUAAAGGCCUCGAUGUGUAACUUGGUCUAUGGUCCCGAGCUGUUUGAGCCUCUCGUCUCCAUGGCUCAGCAGCACAACUUCAAACGCAACGUGUCCUAUCAGGAGAGAGACCUGGGUCUGCUCCUCCAACAGCUGGUCCUCACAGUCAAGAGCAAAGAAGAGGGGGAAGACGGGGAUUUGGAGGAUAAAUACAGCUGCACGUCCAGCUACGUGGUGCAUAGACAGAGGCUCCGGCAGCUGCUGCACAUCCUCAGGGCUUUGUUCCUCCCCGGUGGUCACGGAGUGCUCUUCAGCAUGGUGAAAGGCACAGGGCGAAGGACCACGGUGCGUCUGGCUGCCUAUCUCACCGGCUACCAGCUGAUGGAGGUCCAUCCAGGGAAUGAGAGGACGUUACGGGACAUGCUGAAGGAGGCCGGCAGUCAGACGGGGGUGCAGGGAAAUCAUGUGAUGAUACUGGUCCAUGAGGAGACCAGCCUGGAGCACAGAGAGGAGCUGCUGGAGGUCAUGGCCAGUGGGACCUUUCCUGGUCUCUACUCUGAUGAGGAGCUGAAGAAUCUGGUGCUGAAGGUCAACGCUCUCUUCAAAAACUCCCGCAGUCGCCUCAGGGACGACCAGGCCCUGGACAAGUACUUCAAACAGGUCCAGAAGAACGUGCAUGUGUUCCUGCUGCUGCCUCUCUCGCUCGACAUCAGUCAAAUGGAGGCUGACACCACCUCGGUGACCAGGGCCCACUUGACCCGGGCUGUGGGCCUGUGCUGCUAUGUGGAGGUGUACCAGCCCUGGUCCAGCCAGACCCUGGUUGAGGCAGCCUCACGGCACCUUAAAGAGAACUUGCAGAUUCCCGACCCAGCAAGUAAAGUAGACAGGGACAGUCUGGUGGCCAGUAUCUCCAAGGUCAUGGCAGAAAUACAUCAGUCAGCAUGGAAGUAUGCAUCCGUCCUGCUACCAAAGCUUCAGCCGUUCAGCCCUCAGACCUACGUGGAGCUCAUUGCCCACUUCUUCCACCUCUGCAGCCACCUGUAUGAGCAGGGCCUUGGUCAGGCCAACAGAGUGGCAACAGUCCUGGCCAGGGUAAGAGACAUGACCGACACGGCUGAGGAGUACAGACAGGAAGUUAUUAGACUCAAGAGCAAACUGGCAGAAACACAACAGUGUCAAUACCAGCUGCAGCACAAGAUCAAAAUGGAGCAGGUUCUGUGUGACCGUAUCCGGCAGAACUGCCUCCUGGAGGAGAACAGACUGUCCCACCUGGAGGAGCAGUUUCAGCAGGCCCAGCAACAGGUGAGUCCCUUGUACCAGACUGCCCUGGUCGCUCUCAAGUCGCUGAGCCAGAAUGACCUGGAUGAGGUGCGCCACUACAGAGUUCCUCCUGCAGGUGUGGUGAUCGUCAUGGAUGCCAUCUGCAUGCUGUUCAACUAUCCAUGUACCUGGGAUAGCUCCAAGCAUUUGCUAGGGCAGUCGAACUUCUGCCAGGAGUUGGAGUUCUACGACCGCUCCAGGUUGAACGGCGAGAUGUUUGAGCAGCUCAGUCACAUCAUACAGAGGAAGGAGUUUUCUCCUCAGGCGGUGAAAAGCGUGAGCCGGGCCUGUGAGUCCCUGUGCCGCUGGGUCCGGGCUGUCUACCAGUACGCCUGCGUCCAGCGCCACAUGGCCCCCCAGGAGGUCAAGAAGAUCCAGCUGGACCUACGUAUUGCGGAGAGCCGCUCUCGGCUGAGCGUGGCCAGGCUGCAGGAGGAGGAGACGCGGGAGCACAUCGACGACCUGGAAAAGGAGCUGCUGGUCCUCAGAGGUGAGCAGGAGGAGCUGGCUGGCCUGCUUCGCAAGGCUGAGGCCCUGGAGAGGGAAGCUUCCAGCGCUGUCCAGCAGGUGGCGUGCCACAUCACCGACUGGAAGGCUGCUGCUGAGGAGACUGAGAUGAAUAACCAGACCAUAUCAGGUGAUGCUCUGCUGCUGGCAGCUGCCAUCACCUACCUGGGUCCCUUCAGACCAGACACCCGUAUGGAGCUGCUGAGGAAGUGGAGGGAGCUGAGUCUGACUGGGAACAUCAGCAUUACCCCCGAUGACCCCAGGACCUCUCUGCUUCCUCAGUCCAGCCCAGAGGCCCCUCCUCCGCCCCUGGAUCAUGUGCCCCUCCCCAUGGCUGCAGAGCUGCAGAUGGCCCUAGCGCGGGCCUUGGGGGUGGACCGCUACGCGGUGCAGGGGGUGCCUCCCGGGCUGUUGCUCAAACUGCUGAUGUGGGGAAACAGAGGCCUCUGGGCUCAACGCUGGCCCCUGCUGGCUGACGCAUCGCAGCGCGAGGAGAUCAGCUCUCAGACCAUGCUGUUCACUGGUGAGGACAGCACAGCUCAGGAGGAGAGAGAGUACGGGCUGGUGGUGAGCGCUGAUGACCCACAACUGCUGGAUAAGGUCCACCAGGGGGCAGACAAAGGUUUGAGAGUGUUGGUGACACACAUCGAGCGAGCAGCUCACACUCCAGACUUCCUGGAGAUGUUGGUGAGACCGGCUGGCAACUCCGCCCCUGGUCUAAGGCGUCCUGUCCAACCGGCCCACCCAGAGUACUGCCUCUUCCUCAGCACCUGUCUGCCAGUCCGACUGCUGCUCAACGAGAUACAUCCGUCCGUCCUGUCGGAGGCGCGGGUCAUCGACCUCUCUCUGAGCACCACGGAGGUCCAGGAACUCCUGUUGACUGAGCUGGUGCAGCUGGAGUGUCCAGAGCUGGGGGUUCAACACUGUGUGCUCCUACAAGACAGACAGACCCUGCAUGACAAACUCAGCCAGGAGGAGGUGUCUCUGAUCGAGUACAUCCUUCAGUCGUUCACCCCUCUGCUGCAGGACCCCCAGUUCCUGCCUCGCGUGUCGGCCUGUCAGGUGGCUUCGCACAGGCUCCAGGCUGAGCUAGCGGAUCUGAGCCAGGAACUGGUGCGCCACAAGCCUCUCCUGGCAGACUUCCAAAGGGUGGCAGCGCUGGCCACCGGCCUCUAUCAGGCCCUGCAGGAGGUCGCCUGUCUCUCACCUACCUACUACUUCCCCCUGAAAACCUUCCUGUUGAAUGUGAGGGGGGCUCUGGCGCUGAAAGGAAGACCUGAUGUGGUCUUCACCGGGGAGGUGCUGACUGGAGUAGUCAUGGCAGAGAUCACCUACAGGAUGGUCUCUCACUUCCUGGCCCAGUAUCGGCCCUGUCUGUUCCAGAGCCAUGCCUCCCUGCUCAGACUGCUGGUAUCUCUGGCCCUCUUCCUCCACAGUGAGCCCUGCUCCGAGGUGGAGAGGGUAGCCUUCCUCAAGGGCCUGGGAGACAUGGACCUCCCUGUCGCUUCAGCCACUCAAACCCCAGCUCCACCCUCCUGCUCAUCUCCAUCCGCGCCCCAGCCUGAGCUCCCCUGCUGGCUCCCCUCUCACACGCACACAGGGGUUCUACGGCUGGAGAACAUCCCACCCUUCAGAGGCUUGAUCGCCUCCAUGGCUACCUCCCCCGAGCAGUGGAAAGAGUACCUUCGAUUCCCCUCCUCCACCCUUGUGGGGCCCGUGCCCUGCAGCUCUCACUCCCACCUGUCCACCCUGCAGCGGGCUCUGCUCUGGAAGACCCUGCUCCCCCACUGGCUGGCGGCCGUGGCGGAGGACCUGGCUGCCUGCCACCUGGGCCAGCCCGUCCGCUCAGUGGUGCCUGACGCGCCCCACACCGGCUCUCCAGAGGCCCUCUCACGCUUCCUGUCUAGACACGAAGGGCCUGUGAUCGUCACCCUCCCCAGUCCGGACAGAGAGGGACCGGCGAGUAUCCAGCCGCUCCACUGGCUCAAACAGGUGGCCCAGUACCAACCAGACAGGAAAGGGGUGAAGGUGAAAAUAAUUUCAGUUGGAGCUAAAUGUCAAAAAGAAACCAUCCUCUCAUCUCUUGCUUUGGCUUUUCGCGAUGGCCAUUGGUUGGUCUUCAACAACUGUCAUCUCCUCGAGCAAUGGGAUGCUGAAGUCGUGACUCAGUUCAAUCAGCUGAUAUCUGUUGCAGCCAAAAUGCACCAGACAGAUGUGGAGCCUGAGGAGGGGCCCCUUCCCGCAGGGCCCAGUUCAUCCACCCAGGUGCACCCUCGCUUCAGACUGUGGUUCAUCACACGAGGAUACAAACCACUCUCCAUCCCAUCUGCAGUCCGCGUGUGUGCUCUUCGCCUGGUCUGUGACUCUCCAUGUGACGUAAAGGAGGAGCUGUGCUCUUCCCUGCACCAGGUGGUAUCUGCUGCUCUGCCUGCCUCGGCUUCUGGUCUCUCCGCCUCCAGCCUGGAGCCCCUGCUGCGCUGUGCCAUCCUGCACUCUGUCCUACUGCAGAGACAGGCCUACAGACACCUGGGCCAGGGAUGCGUCUACCACUGGACUCAGGAGGACCUGCAGGCACUGGUGGAUGCCUAUGCUCGGAUUGCCAAACACUGUGAUGACCAGAACGGGGCAUUAGAAUACAUAGCAGCCCAACUGGUCUAUGGUGGCCAUGUGGCAGACUCAACAGACUUGGAGGCAGUGGAGAGUGUAGCCAGAGCCUGUUUUCAGCCAGCAUCUCCUCUCUGGGGCUGUGGGCCUCACACACUCUCUGAUAUCAUCCACAUUCAUGGACGCUUUGAUGUUGCAGGCCUCCUGAGGGGACUGGAGCACCGUGUCCGAGCCCUGGCAAACACCAGCGACCCUAUGGUGCUAGGCUUCAGCACGGGUCUCUCUGUGGAGCUGGUCAAGCUCCACAGCCGCACCCUAAACCUACUUUUGUUAGACUCUCAGAGGCCCACUGGCAGGAUGAGGAGCAUCGCCAGAGACUCUCCUCACCCUGCCCUUCUCCCAGACCUCAGUCAGGCCCGGGACAGACUGCAGGCCCUCAGGGAUCGUCUGGGGCAUAAAGCGGAGAGCUGGGUUGUGGGCGUGUCCCCGGGCCCUCUCCACAGCUUCCUCCAGGCAGAGUGGCAUGAUCUGGGGGACCUGGUGUCCUCGCUCCUGUCAGAGCUCAGCCAGCACCUCAGAAGCAGAUGGACUCCCUCCUCCUUCCCCACCCUUACAACCCUGUCCCACCUGGAGAAGAGGGCCGAGCUGCUCAGUACCUACCUGUGGAACGACACCGCCAGCGGUCCAACCAGCGCCUACUGUCUGUCUGCCUUCAGCAAUGCUAGAGGCUUCCUAGCUGCAUUAAUAAGGGAGGCAGCCAAGGCUAAACAGAGGGAAAUCAUUAACUUCUCCCUGCAUUUCCAGGUGCUGAGUGCUGCAAGCUGUCCCUCAGCUCCACCUCUAAGUGGGGUGUAUUUGUGUGGGCUGGAGUUGAGAGAGGCACUCUGGGAUACACGCCUGGGAGCCCUGCAGGACACGCUCUCCCCUAAACCCUGUCUCCUCCCACUCCUUUGGGUCCGGGCAAGGGCAAGGAACACGGACGUCAGGGCACCAGAUAGCCCCUCUUGCGACACCUCCUUUCUGCCCCUGUACUACUGUCCUCUAUAUCUGGAUGGAGCGCUACAUAAUGAAGACUGGGGUCUGACUGAGAACAACAUCAUUACUCGUGUCCCCCUUGUGGCCAAGCUAGACCCAGUGCUGUGCUCUUUAAGAAGAGUCAGGUUAGUCAGUACACUCUGAGAUUGGA